AUGCCGGGCCGGAGGCGGAGCCCCGUGUUCAGCUCGUGGAGGACCUACGUCACUGUUGCUGCUCUGGCCAAGAUGGCGGAGGCUGCGGCGUUACCCCCGCAUCGGUUCUUCUGUCACUGCUGUAAGGGAGAAGUAAAUCCCAAACUCCCGGAAUACACCUGUCCAAGAUGUGAGUCAGGUUUCAUUGAGGAAGUAACAGAAGACUCCAGUCUCCUAGAGGGUGGAGUAAAUGGAAUAGAUGACACAGCUACACAUUUUGCAGAGCUAUGGCACCUCUUGUUACUGGAGCGGCCAUUUAGAACAGACAAUGACACCUCUGACUCAGAACCUAGGCUCCCUCGGGGACGCCUGGGGGGUUUCAGUGAUCUUGGAGGGUUAGGAGGUGGACCAAUUGGGGGAUCCGUUCCAGCAGGUCUAGGGGGCCCUAUCGGGGGACCACUAGGGGCAGCAGAACACUGGGGACCAGGGCGUCCACCUCGUCUGUACACCCAAAGGAGAUACCGGUCCAGAGGCAGCAGUAGGCCAGAUCGCUCACCUGCUGUAGAGGGGAUUGUACAACAGUUUCUUGCUGGUCUCUUUGCACACUCUGAAAUCUCCGGCUCACCACCUCAGUCAUGGACAGAGAUGCUGCACUCUAACCCAGGAGAUUACGCAUGGGGGCAGGGAGGGUUAGACGCUGUGAUAACGCAGUUACUAGGUCAGUUGGAGAACACAGGACCUCCUCCAGCUGAGAAAGAGAAGAUUUCUUCUCUCCCAACUGUCAAUAUCUCUCAGGAACAGGCAGACUGCAGUAUGGAAUGUCCAGUGUGCAAGGAGGACUUUACAGCGGGAGAGCCGGUCAGACAGCUGCCCUGCAAACACUUCUUCCACUCAGGCUGUAUAGUCCCAUGGCUAGAAAUGCAUGACACGUGUCCAGUGUGCAGGAUGAGUUUAAACGGAGAAGACAGCAGCAAUCAGCCUCCGUCAGAGCCUCCUUCACUUUCCACGGACCCCCGCACACAGGAGAGAUGGUCCUUCUGAGACGCCCACCUGUCUCAUCCCUUAGCACACCUCACCUACAUCCAACGAAACGCUUUUCACUUCCUUCUGUGCAUCGCUAUCAACCAUUUCACUGACUUUUUGUAUUAUUUUUUUAAUGCCUUCCUCCUCAACCAUGCAACAUUCAGCUCUUUUAACAAUUCAUUGUGCACAAUAUGUUUUGUUUGCCUAAUGACAAACCAGCCCAGAUUGAUGUUUAUGCCAGCCGCACCUCUGCUUCCAAUCACCAAACAAAUUAUAUCUACAUCUUUCUUUAAAUGUACUACUGCUGAGGUAACAAUUCCAGAUUGAUAUAAUUUAGUAUACCAUCUUUCCUCACUCAAAGAUGAGCUAAAUCCUGCAACUGAGCCCUGUAAGGCACCUGGGAAGACUUAAGGGGAUAUUUUUUCCCCCCUUUGCAUUUACAUAGAAGGUUAUAACAUGAACACAUUCUGCCCCUCAAGGUCUUACAUGCAUAUUUCAUUUUUGGGGGAUACAGGAAGAAUUUGGCAACUUGGCUUGAUAGCAUUUAAUUUGACUGUACUGUAAAGGAGUUCACAUUGUCUUAGAACUCUGUAGUGUUUUUCUAUAAUAGAACCUAAAGUAUUUUAUAUGAAUAAUGCUAUUGGCCACAAACAGAAGCUGAGACUUCGGGUGAAUUGGAGGGCUGUGUUGUGACUUCUAGGGCUUCUCACAGUCUGAUAUUACAAAUGUAACGGUGAGAGAAUGAGAUUACGGCCCUCGGAGCUCUUAACAUGCCCACCCCCUCCCUUCAUGGUGUAUAUAUUAUAAACAGAUUGGAUCCCUCUUUCAUUUUAUUCUUCUCUUUAUGACCUUUGUUUCUCAUUUUUAUCACUUCUUUGAUGUAAAUAAUUUUAGUUCAGCAACUUGAGGUUUGCAAAGGAAACAAAAAACAUUGAGAAUGGAGAUGCAAAAGUGAAAUAAAAUACCUGUUUAUCAAACUGUAUAUUAUAUGAAAAAAUGUCUAAGAUGUAUUAAUAAAUUGACAAAAAAACUGGAA
Molecule: messenger RNA, 2038 nt
Organism: Cololabis saira (Pacific saury)
Lineage: Eukaryota; Metazoa; Chordata; Actinopteri; Beloniformes; Belonidae
Gene: rnf115a
Product: ring finger protein 115a
Exons: 9
Coding region: 1-1020 (339 amino acids)
Biological process (GO): ubiquitin-dependent protein catabolic process; protein ubiquitination; positive regulation of DNA-templated transcription
Cellular component (GO): nucleoplasm; cytoplasm
Molecular function (GO): ubiquitin protein ligase activity
Source: RefSeq, a predicted model, not a curated record